This is a messenger RNA of Cannabis sativa, 917 nucleotides long. RefSeq lists its product as uncharacterized. Gene Ontology annotation, molecular function: zinc ion binding; nucleic acid binding. Lineage: Eukaryota; Viridiplantae; Streptophyta; Magnoliopsida; Rosales; Cannabaceae. The transcript is spliced from 2 exons. The record is from RefSeq and is a predicted model, not a curated record. Bases 1 to 804 code for a protein of 267 amino acids.
AUGUAUCUUGAUACUGCUGCUGAAAUGUGGAAUGUUCUAAAUAACCGAUUCAACCAAGGAAAUGGUCCAAGAAUCUUUGAGCUCAAUGAAAAUCUCACAUACCUUCAUCAAGGUGAUGAUUCUGUCAGCACUUACUUCACCAAACUCACUGCAAUUUGGGAUGAAAUCAACCAGUUAAGGCCAAGAUUCCCAUGCACUUGUGCUGCUGCUGCACAAGCACAACACCACCAAAAUCAUGAUCAAGUCCUUCAGUUUCUCAAAGGACUCAAUGAAUCAUAUCAUGCAGUUCGUGAUCAGGUACUUCUCAUUGACCCUUGUCCUUCUCUUAAUAAAGUUUUUUCCAUGAUAAUUCAUCAAGAAAGACAACGAUCUCUGGGCACUCGAACUAUUCCCACCAUUGCUGCUGUAACAUCGAACUCUGCCCCCAAUUCUGUACCUGAUCCAUCCCCUGCUGCAAACCAAACAUCAAGAAACAAAAGGCCUCGCCCACACUGUACUCACUGCCAAAAACCAGGGCACUACAAAGAUAAGUGCUACUUCUUACAUGGUUUCCCACCUGGUUAUGGCACUAGAAAACCUGCUGAUAACAACAACAGGAAACAAGAAACUGGUUCUACCAGUCGAAACCAACCUCAAACAUCUCAAGUCUCCACUACUGAUUGCUCUACAAAUCAACUCACUUCCGCACAAUGUCAACAAUUGAUUUCCAUGCUCACUCAGCAACUAAAUCCCACACCAGAUGCCUCCACUUCAGAUGCACCAAUUGCAAAUCAAUUUUCUGAUUUUGAAGAUUGGGACAGCUAAUCAACAUGGCAAUCUCUACUAUUUGCAGCAAGAUUCACCUUCUGCAACACCUUUUAAAUCAAUUUCUUGUAAUAUCAAUAUCAAUACAAACCAAUGGCAUACACGCCUUGGUC